Molecule: messenger RNA, 1806 nt
Organism: Trichomonas vaginalis G3
Lineage: Eukaryota; Parabasalia; Trichomonadida; Trichomonadidae
Product: transcription initiation from RNA polymerase II promoter
Exons: 1
Coding region: 1-1806 (601 amino acids)
Biological process (GO): transcription initiation at RNA polymerase II promoter
Cellular component (GO): transcription factor TFIID complex
Molecular function (GO): protein binding; RNA polymerase II general transcription initiation factor activity
Source: RefSeq, a predicted model, not a curated record
AUGGAUCAGUCGCCAAUGUUCGGACAAUUUGGAUUCGUCAAUCAAAAUGCGUUUGAGUUCCCGAUAGAUUCAGCGAAAAAUCCAAGUUCUUCCUUAAAUCAAUUUAUAAAAAACCAAAAUAUGAAUAAUAUACCAAACGAAAUACCAAAAUACUAUUCAGAUCUAAAGAUGUGGGUCAAUUCCCUUAGUAAUAUAUCGAAACCAGAAGUUUUUUCCUUACUUUAUGCGUUUUUCUAUAAUUCUAUAGUAGUCAUGAUGCUUUCUCAAACGAAAAGGUCAAUAAUCAAGAGUUUUAUUAAUGAUUAUUCUACAGAUUUCGUGAAAGAUUUUGCAGAAGAAAUUUCAUCACUCACAAAAUUAGUAAAUACUAAAUCAACAGCAGUAAAUUACAGGAAAUUCAAUGUUCUGAUGACAAAGCAGUCAUUAUUAAUCCUUAUUUCUUAUUUGGCUGAUAAUAAUCAAACAUUGUUGCUUUUCCUUCUGAAUCAAUAUGUAAAUGUUAAGAUUAUAUCACAAGAAGCUCAAAUGUUACGCUUAUCAAACGGAGAACCCGUUUUUGUCUCUAAUAUUGACUCAAAUUCGAGUUCUGACCUAAUUGUCAAUCUUCUUGCAGACAAUCCGAUUGAUUUGUCCAAAGAGUUCCUUGAUUCAGUUAAUUCCAAAUACGAAUCUUUCUCAAUUUUGGAUUCAUCCAAAAAAAGAACAUUUCCUAUUGAAAAAGUACCAAAUGUUGACAUGGAACAGAUCAUGUACACAUCACUGAACAUAAUAAACAUGGACAGACUGUCUAAAAACAAUUUGCCGACUUGCGGAUACUUUAAUUUCCCAAAAGAGCAUGUUUAUUACGAUAUCAAUGAUUGUGGAUCAUUGUUAUCUGUUUGCACAGGUUCUGCAAUAACAAAACUCUAUUCUUUGGAUGUUUCUGUUGAUUUAGACAAUAUUGUUCCAAUUUCUAAUCCAAAGAACGAAAAAGAGUCAUCAGACUUUGAACUGAUCAACCAUUUCAUGGUCCCUCGCAGUUCUUUUACUUACAAAGACCAUUUUUCCGGACAAAUGAAAAAUUCUUAUUUCACAAGGUCGUUGAUCGGCCAAAAGUCGAUGUUUUGUACAUUUUCGCAUGAUUCAUCACUGCUUCUCACAGGAGGGGCCUUUGAAACAAGGAUUUGGUCGGCAAUAAACUCGAAUUCCAUAAUUUCAGUUCAAACACCAUCAAUUAACUGGUGCGGUGACUGGAACCCAUACGGGGAAUACUAUUUACUUGGUUCUUCAGACGGAACAGCUUCAAUUUACAGUUUUAAUUCUCCAAAAACUGUUAGAAGCUUCGUUGGCCACACAAAAGAUGUCAUUGAUGUUAAGUAUCAUCCGAACGCUAACAUUGUCGCUUCUGCUUCGUUGGAUGGAACAAUUCGCUUGUUUGAUGUUUCUGAAGGCCAGCAAAUCAGAGCUUAUUCGUUACAAACGACUCCAACGUGUAUCUCCUUCCAUCCGAGCGGAAGAUAUCUCGUUUGCGGAGACGAGAAAGGCGGAAUCAACGUUUGGGACCUUUCAAACGACAAAAAACUGCUUGAAAUAAAGGACAGCCAUAAGGACACAACCGUUUCUGACCUUUGUAUAUCGAAAGACGGCCAAGUUUUGGCAUCUGUCGGAGAAGACAUCGCUAUAUGGGAUUUCCAGGCUAUUUCAUCCAGAUUGGAAGUGUCUGAGAAGCCAAUGAAGAGAACAGCUGCAAAAGAGUCUCGUCCUCGGAGAAUCAAAUUCACUGAUACAAAUUUACUUCUUUGCAUCGGCGAAACAUUAUCAUUAUAA